CGCGUCAUUAAAGCCCACAAAGUGGUGCUCAGCUCCGGCUCGACGUACUUCAGGGACAUAUUCGCCGCAUUCAAGAAUCCAUUGCAGGUCCCGGUCCUCAUCAUCAAAGACAUGACUUUCCGGGACCUGAAGGCGAUCGUCGACUUCCUAUACCGCGGCGAAGUUGUCGUACCUGUGGAACAGGUGUCCUCACUCUCCAAGAGUGCUCAGACACUGUUCAUCAAAGGUCUCGAAAAGUAUUUCAAUAACGCGGCGGUCGUUAAUGUGGCCAACAAUCAGACGCCGAGAGGGGCGGCAACUGUUGUGUCGGCGCCGACCGCUCACAACACUGCAGCUAAACGAUCUUUGGGCUCCACUUCUUCCGCAGUGAAGACUAAUAUUAAGGCCGAAAGUCGUGACAACGGAAGCGGUGGUAAACCACUGGCGAAACAAAACUUGUCGCCCAUCUCUGCGAAGAAAACAAAAAGCAAAUCAAAGAAUACACCGAACAAUACACCGAAUACUGAGACCAAACAACCCGUUCGCACGAGUUUGAGGAAUACUCGGCGACCAAACUAUAGACAAUUGUCUAACGGAGACUUCAAUAGCGAUGACGAGUUUAUGACUGACGAUAUGCCACUCUUUGAUCCGAGUGUCGCCUCUGGAAGCGCUUCAACACAAGUGACAUAUAAGAAUCGAAUGUCUAGAAAAGUGAAACAAGAACUCCUCUAUAAUGAUGACUACGAAACGGAAGACGGAAUGCCAACACUCGAGGCGCAGGAGUUGUCUCAAGAAUCGGAUGUCUUUCAGAACAAUGACGACGAAGACAUGUAUCCACGAGUAGAAUACGAGUCCAAUGAUUACGAAGACAAUAUGGAGGAUCUGGAGCCCAAUGAAGGCACGUCUUCACAGGACUAUACGGUUGAUGAGUUGGUGGACGCUAUGGAACCGCGCGGUUUGAUCCGGAAUCCGGUUCAAGUGAUGCCGCGAAGAGUUAACAAACCGUUUGUCAGUCGAAAC
Molecule: messenger RNA, 999 nt
Organism: Medioppia subpectinata
Lineage: Eukaryota; Metazoa; Arthropoda; Arachnida; Sarcoptiformes; Oppiidae
Source: the annotation of a GenBank genome assembly